Messenger RNA from Mauremys mutica (yellowpond turtle), 2845 nucleotides. It is a transcript of the gene TMOD1, whose product is annotated as tropomodulin 1. The record is from RefSeq and is a predicted model, not a curated record. Bases 192 to 1271 code for a protein of 359 amino acids. Gene Ontology annotation, molecular function: tropomyosin binding. The transcript has 11 exons. NCBI's taxonomy places the organism in Eukaryota, Metazoa, Chordata, Testudines, Geoemydidae. Gene Ontology annotation, biological process: myofibril assembly; pointed-end actin filament capping; muscle contraction. Gene Ontology annotation, cellular component: striated muscle thin filament; myofibril.
GGGUUCGGAGCCGCCUCCCCGGCAGGACGCGGCGCAGGUCAGCGCAUCUCGCAGCCCCCGGCAGGACGCGGCCGCCGCAGCCCGUGCGCCCCUCGCCCUGCGCCCUCGCCGUGCGCCCCCGGCCCUGCGCCCCGAGCCCGAUCACCCUUCAGCAUAAAACGUGAGAAUUUAAAACCUGAGAUUUCUCUAAAAUGUCGUACAGACAGGAAUUGGAGAAAUACCGUGAUCUGGAUGAGGAUAAGAUCCUUAGUGCAUUGACAGAAGAAGAGCUCAGGACACUGGAGAAUGAACUGGAAGAGCUAGACCCUGAUAAUGAUCUGCUGCCUGUGGGACUCAGACAGAGGGACCAGACCAAAAAGACACCAACUGGCCCAUUCAAAAGGGAUGAGCUUCUGGACCACCUAGAAAAGCAGGCAAAAGAUAUGAAAGAUCGAGAAGACCUGGUCCCUUUCACAGGAGAAAAGAGAGGAAAAGUCUGGGUCCCCAAGGAGAAGCCAAUUGAUCCUGUUUUGGAAAGAGUAACACUGGAGCCAGAGCUGGAGGAAGCCCUGGCUAAUGCGUCUGAUGCAGAACUCUGCGACAUCGCUGCUAUCCUUGGCAUGCAUACGUUGAUGAGUAACCAGCAGUACUACGAGGCACUCGGGAGCACCACUAUCGUUAACAAGGAAGGCCUGAACAGUGUGAUUAAGCCAACGCAAUAUAAACCAGUUCCCGAUGAAGAACCCAAUUCAACAGAUGUAGAAGAAACUUUGGAACGAGUGAAGAACAAUGACCCUAAACUCGAGGAAGUCAACCUUAAUAAUAUCAGGAAUAUUCCCAUACCGACUUUAAAAGCAUAUGCUGAAGCACUGAAGAAUAAUUCCUAUGUAAAGAAAUUAAGCAUAGUAGGAACAAGAAGCAAUGACCCUGUAGCCUAUGCACUGGCUGAGAUGUUAAAAGCCAACGGUAUAUUGAAGAGCUUGAAUGUGGAAUCCAACUUCAUUUCUGGGUCCGGGAUCCUGGCUCUGAUCGAAGCACUCCAGCACAAUACUUCAUUGAUUGAGCUCAAAAUUGACAACCAGAGCCAGCCGCUGGGCAACAAGGUGGAAAUGGAGAUUGCAAACAUGUUAGAAAAAAAUAGCUCCCUUCUGAAGUUCGGGUAUCACUUUACACAGCAAGGUCCCCGGCUUCGUGCAUCUAACGCCAUGAUGAACAACAACGACCUUGCUCGUAUACGUCGCUCUGAUGGCCCCUGGCAUAACUUCUCGGCUCUGCAACUGGACGAUGUAUAAUGAGGAAGAGGAGACUUGCAGACUUGAAUGGGCCUUUCUAUCCCAAGUGCCGAACUGGGGUGUAGUUCCCGGCUGUGAAGAUCGUGCCUGGUGGUUUGUGCUAUACCCUGGAAAUCCGAAGGCAAAGUGCCUGCACAAAAUAUCUGUGGUGCCUCAGUUCUGUGUUGCAUAAUUAUGCACUAAAGGUUUAAAUUAACUAGCGAUUGUAGGUGAUGAUUUGAUCAAAUAUCACUAAUGAUGUUUUCUUUAGAGUCAAGCCAAGUCAGUCCAGUUGCCCGUUUUAAGCAGGCUUGGUUUAGAAUACGUCACAGCACAACAGUGACUGUCAAUUCACCCACGACUUAAUUCCUCUUAGGAUUUCCUGUGUGGUUUUUCAGAUAUAUUUAGGAUGUGUUAUGCAUGAGUGGAAAAAAUUACUGCUCUACACAAGUUGCAUAAGUAUUUAAAAAAAUACUUUAUUUUUUCAACUUGCUUAUCUGUUUGACAAGCAUUUCUACUGUCCCACCACAAUGCUAGCCCAUCCCUUUCAAGGACUUGUCAAUUACAAUUAAUUACCAACAUUUGCUGACUUUAUUUGCAGACAAGAUGUCAAAAGCACCCAUAUUUCCCCCCAAAAGAAUUCAUGUCUUUUGUAUUCAUCCCCUCCCCCCCAUGAAAAGAAUGUAAGGCCACUGAUUAUAGAGUAAUGGCUCCAUAAAAACAGAGCAGUGAGUAUUAGAUGGGACAUUAAAAUCUUCCUGUCUCCUUUCGCAGGGAUAUGGAAAACCAUUGCUUUAAGAGAUUGGGAAUGAAAUCCUGACUCCACUGAAGUCAGGCGCAAACUCUCAUUGACUUCAAUAGGGGCAGGAUUUCCCCCUGGAUUUUCUCUGGAAAUAGGCCUCCCGUGCUUUUACUGGGUCUUGUAAUGAGCGUGCUGGAGCCCUCACUCCUCCUGCUGGGUUUCUGGCUGGGUGGCUGUUUUAUUUAUCUGUAAAACUUCUUGUUCUGCUAGAGAUUUUAUUUUACCAACACCCCAAAUUUCUGACUAGUGAACCCUAAUAAAGAAAUUACUUGAAAAUACCCUGUCUGUGAAUCCAUGUAGUCCAGGAUGCCAUUUGAGUAGAGUUGGAUAAACGCACCAGGCAAUUGGGUUUGUGAGGUGAUAAAAACCCACUGCCUUUCUAGGGAGGAAUUUCCAGCAGGUACAUGCAGCCUCUGAUCAUGCAGUGGGUUCCUCACCAGCGGGCCAUUAACCCCCAGCAACUCCCAUUGCUUCCAGUGCGCGGCUGGGCUGCACAGCAGGAAGUCUGCCCAUGCAGAGCCAGUGCCAGAGGGUGGCCUUUGUUUAUACACCUAAAGAAUCCAUCCCAACACUCUUUUCCACAUCAUAACCAGCCUGCUGCUGUUCCCAGUGCGUUCUGCAGUCUGUGCAUUGUGGCACAGCAAACCUGCCACUCAUUUCAACAGAAUUUUUGCAUGAAUCAGGAUUGCAGGCGUUGGCCCUGAUUUGCUAUCUCUGACUAUCACUUUAACCUUGAGUGGGAAAUACAAACGUGUUUGAUUGUUGCUCUUCAAAUCAUAAUAAAUGUGUCAGA